This is a messenger RNA of Gastrolobium bilobum, 4182 nucleotides long. RefSeq lists its product as uncharacterized. The record is from RefSeq and is a predicted model, not a curated record. The coding region runs from base 1 to 4182 and encodes 1393 amino acids. Gene Ontology annotation, molecular function: nucleic acid binding. The transcript has 4 exons. NCBI's taxonomy places the organism in Eukaryota, Viridiplantae, Streptophyta, Magnoliopsida, Fabales, Fabaceae. Gene Ontology annotation, biological process: DNA integration.
AUGGCUGACAACACACGUGUCUGUGACCUUACUAACCAGCUUCAUAUUCAAGAACAACAAUUCGUCACACUCGAGCAGACUGUUGAUCAUCGCGUGGAAACUUUUGAGACUGCUCAAAACCAGCAAUUUGAAGAGCACAAUCAAAGUUUUGAGGCUGUCAAUCACCAGAUCCAGGAGGUAUUCACCCUUUUACAGACAAUGCUACAGCAGAUCGCAAAUCUAGGGUCCGGUUCUCAGGCGAGUCUCCUGGGUUCACCACCCGGACGUCCUGCUUCCCAGACGCGUUCCAUGAAAAUUGAAUUUCCACGGUUUGGCUUGGGCGAUCCUAGCCCAUGGCUCUUUGCGGUGGAUAGGUAUUUUCGCUAUCACCAUGUUCCCGAUCAUAAGCGAUUAGAUCUUGUCUCUUUUAAUUUGGAUAUGCCUGCUUCUUAUCCUUUGGGUUCUUUAGCCAAAUUACAGCAAUCGGGUUCUGUUAUGGAGUUCCAAUCAACGUUUGAGUUGCUUGCUCGACGUGUUCCAGCGUUAACACCGAUUAAUAGAAAGAUCCUUUUCAUUUCAGGCUUAAAACCCCACAUCCGCCGUGCAGUUCUAGUUCACAGGCCAUUAGAUGUUACAACAACUCUUGCUUAUGCCAAAUUGUAUGAAGAACAGUCAGCGGACAGUCAAAAUGCUCGGCCAUGGCAAAAUCUUACUGGCUCCAAUACACCUAUAGCUGCCCAACCAAUUACCUCAGUCCCUCCUACCACCAAAAUCCCUCUGUCAUUACCUGCACUUCCCAUUAAACGCCUAACUCCUGAGGAACGCCAAGCAUGUAGGGAAAAGAACCUUUGUUACAAUUGUGACGAAAGGUUUGUGGCUGGCCACAGAUGCAAGGGUCGUGCCAUUCUCUUAUAUUUGGAAGGUACAGAAGAUGAACCGCCUGACAUUCUUGAUAACCACACACAGGAAACUCCUCCUGUUGACACGCUACAACCUUUUGUCUCUGAUGUUUCUCCGAAAAUCAGUUACAAUUCGUUGUUUGGUCAUAGAUCAGCCAAUUCCUUCUGUUUGCAGGGAUCAAUUGUGGGUAAACCGGUCCAAAUUCUGGUGGACGGCGGUAGUACUCAUAAUUUUGUAACACUCUGUAUGGCUUUGUACUUGUAUCUCACACUACAUGUUAUCCCUCCUUUCAAGGUUCAGGUGGGAAAUAGUGAUGCUCUCACUUGUUUAGCCAUUUGUAAGACAAUUACUGUUGAUAUUCAAUCCAAUUUGUUCACUGUGGAUUUGUAUGUCAUUGAUUUAAAAGGGGCUAACAUCGUUUUAGGGGUUCAAUGGCUCGCCACUUUGGGCCCCAUUCUAACAGAUUAUGCUGCUUUCACUAUGUCCUUUACUUAUAACAAUUCACAGGUUUUACUCCAAGGCAUAGGCGCAGUUACUUCUAGCCAAGUCAGUUUGUCCCAAUUGCAUAAACUCAUACUUCAAAACUCUGUCUCUUCAUGCCUCAUGUGCUUCACCUCACCAGAGAUUUUACCCCCACCCUCUACACUAGUUUCAGGGCCUUCUAGGGAGUUGUCUACCUUACUGCAACAAUUUACUGACAAUUUUGCAGAACCUACCUCUUUGCCUCCAGACCGUGAUUAUAACCAUCACAUCCACCUCUUACCCAAUUCCAAACCCAUUCAAGUAAGACCAUAUCGCUACCCCCACUACAAAAAAAAUGAGAUAGAAAAAUUGGUGGCAGACAUGUUACACAAGGGCCUCAUCCAGGGCAGUCAUUCAGCCUUCAGCUCCCCAGUCUUAUUGGUCAAAAAGAAAGACGGCACUUGGAGAUUCUGGGUAGACUACCGUGCCCUUAAUGCCAUUACUGUGCAAGAUAAGUUCCCUAUUCCUACUAUUGAUGAGUUAUUAGAUGAGUUACAAGGGGCCACAGUGUUCUCUAAACUAGAUUUGAGGUCUGGCUACCAUCAAGUGAAAAUGAACCCUGCUGACAUGCACAAGACAACUUUCAGGACUCACUAUGGGCACUUUGAGUUUGUGGUUAUGCCCUUUGGGCUUUCCAAUGCCCAUUCCACCUUCCAAUCCACCAUGAAUGCCAUUUUUUCUGAAUUUCUCAAGAAAUUUGUCGUCAUUUUCUUUGAAGAUAUUUUAGUCUAUAGCUUUUCUCCAGAGAUUCAUGUGGAUCAUUUGACUGCUGUAUUUAGCACCAUGCGUUCUCACUCAUUGUUUGCUAAGCUGGAAAAAUGCGCAUUUGCUCAAAGUGAGAUACCCUACUUGGGUCAUGUUAUUUCGGGACAAGGUGUCACUCCUGAUCCGGAUAAAAUUAAGGCUAUAGUCGAGUGGCCAGUUCCUACAACCUCUACUCAAGUUCGAGCAUUUCUGGGGAUUUCUGGUUACUAUCGGAAAUUCAUAAAAAAAUAUGCUACAAUGGUCGCUCCUCUCACCGAUUUACUAUCCAAAACUGGUUUUAUAUGGUCUGAGUUGGCCAAUCAGGCCUUUGAGACUCUGAAACAACUUUUGGUAUCGACUCCUAUUUUGGCUCUCCCCAAUUUCUCAUACCCUUUCAUGGUGGAAACAGAUGUUUCAGGUGUGGGUAUUGGCGCGGUUCUAUUACAGAAGGAGAAACCAAUUACCUAUUUUAGUCGCAAACUUUCCCCAACUAUGCAACGACAGUCAGUCUAUGUCAGGGAGAUGUUUGCCAUUACCUCCGCCAUCAGCAAGUGGCGCCAGUAUUUACUGGGUGCACCUUUUAUUAUACGCACGGAUCAUAAAAGUUUACAUAACCUGAUGAACCAGAGGUUAGAAUCAGAAUACAAGUCAGAUGAGUACUCUACGCAGCUAAUGGAUCAAUUACAAAAUAAUCCUACAGCUCUAACUGAUUGGCAGUUCCACAAUGGCCUUCUACUCCACCGGUCCUGCAUUUUUCUUCCUACAGGGUCUUCUUUGAUUCCACACAUCCUCCAUGAUUUUCAUACCUCAGUGCAAGGUGGGCACUCCGGAGUUCAGGCCUGCAUCCAUCGAAUUCAUCGGAACUUCACUUGGAAGGGAUUGCGCAAAGACGUUAAAGAAUAUAUACACAACUGUGAAACAUGCCAAAAAUUAAAAGCUCCUAACCACUUGCCUUUCGGACUACUGCAACCGUUACAAAUACCAGACACCCUCUGGGCUCACAUCAGCAUGGAUUUUAUCACCCAUUUGCCCAAAUUUGCCAGCCACACUGCAAUCUUGGUAGUUGUUGAUAGAUUCUCCAAGGCCGCUCAUUUUGUUCCUCUUCCUGCUACCUAUUCAGCAGUGAUAGUUGCCCAAUUUUUUUGGGAUUUUAUCGACAAGCUUCAUGGGCUUCCCGAAUCCAUUGUGACAGAUCGCGAUCCCAUCUUCCUCAGUGAUUUUUGGAGAUCUCUUUUUAAGAUGCAAGGUACAAAGUUAAAUUUUAGUUCCAGUUACCACCCCCAAUCUGAUGGACAAACCGAAAGGCCGUAUCGACAGCUCUCUGUCGCUCGCCGAUCUUCCCAGAAGCUCGCCCUUCGCUACUAUGGACCGUUUGAGGUUGAAGAAAGGAUUGGCUCAGUGGCUUAUCGGCUAAAGUUACCACCUUCAACACGGAUCCAUCCGGUUUUCCACGUUUCUUUAUUGCGACCUUUUCACGCAGGACAUAAGUAUAAGGUUCAUCCUUUACCCAUGGCUGACAAAGAAACCCCACUCCUGCACUUUCCAUCUGCUGUGGUUGGAUCUCGACACAUUUGGAGGAAGGGGGAACUGAUACCACAUGUUUUGGUUCAGUGGCAAAAUUUACCAGUGGAAGACUCCACUUCGGAGGACCGGGCUAUGGUGUUGAACACCAUAAGUACAGACCUCAACCGGAUGACGAUGAUAGGAGCAAAGGAAGAAGAAAGGCUCAGUGGAGAGACUGAACGAGAAAACGUGCAAAGGACCUCUCUGACCAACUCACCCACUUCACCUCACAUUAAUGUCCAACAGCUACCUAGGACAACUCAACUGGUUCCCACCUCGACGAUCCAGAUCAUUCCCUCUGCAACAUCUCAGCCCUUGGUUGCUCCUGAUGCACUACAGCUGGAACCCACCAUCCCUUUUGAUCCAACGUCCCAGGUUUGUUGCUGUCGUGGAGAAGGGAUCUCAAUCGUUCGAUUCCUACCCAUCACCAGAGUCGUUCCCAGCCAACCACGCGUCCUUGCCAUUACGACUUGA